CUCUGACUCAGAGAGAGAGAGAGCAGCCGAGCCGGUUCAACCCCAUGAAUACCGCUGCUGCAGAGAUCACGGCCUGCUUCUGCGUCUGCAGCUCCAGCAGUAGCAACAGCAGGGGCUGCAGUGCAAACGACUGCUAGUUCCCCUUUCCCCGCAUGAUCUCUGCCCCUUCCCCUACCUUCUCUUGUUCUUGCUUGCACGACCCUUUUCCUUGUGCGCUAGCUGCCGCUUCUUCUUCGUCUUCCUGGAGCUCCCCGCAUCCACACAUGCCCCAAGAACCAGACAAUAAAACAACACGGAACCAUCGGAGUCUUUUUCUACUACUAUUUCCAGCGAUUUGAUUAUAUGGAUGUGUGCACAGGUGCACGUAGAUAGGUAGAAUAGAAGGGAGAUUAUAGCUAGCUAGAGGCAGCGAGCAGCUCGGUUGCUGGGACACGCGAUCGAGCUACAGCAAAGAAGACUGCAGGGUGGCGCGGCGGGCAUGGAGGAUCUGUACAGCAUCCACCCGGGGAUCUCGCGCCACGGGGCGGCGGCGACUAGCGAGGCGUCCGGGGUCGCCGGUGGACCGGGCUCACCCCCGCCCCCGCCCCCGCCGGCGGCGGAUCUGACGGAGCUGGUCAAGGCGCAGAUCGCCGGGCACCCACGCUACCCGUCCCUCCUCUCCGCCUACAUCGACUGCCGCAAGGUGGGCGCGCCGUCGGAGGUGGCCACGCUGCUGGAGGAGAUCGGCCGGGAGAGGUGCGCCGCCGCCUCCGCCGGCGGGGAGGUCGUCGGCAUGGACCCCGAGCUCGACGAGUUCAUGGAGACGUACUGCCGGUUGCUGGAGCGGUACAAGGAGGAGCUGUCGCGGCCGUUCGACGAGGCGGCGUCCUUCCUCAGCAGCGUCAGGACGCAGCUCAGCUCCCUCUGCGGCGGCGCCGCCUCGCUCUCCGAUGAAAUGGUGGAGUCCUCUGAGGACGAGCCAUGCUCAGGCGACACAGACGCGACGACAGACCCAGGGCAGGAGCACAGCUCGCGCCUGGCCGACCGCGAGCUCAAGGAGAUGCUGCUGAAGAAGUACAGCGGCUGCCUGAGCCGGCUGCGGUCCGAGUUCCUGAAGAAGAGGAAGAAAGGGAAGCUGCCCAAGGACGCUCGGUCGGCGCUGAUGGACUGGUGGAACACGCACUACCGCUGGCCGUACCCUACGGAGGAGGAUAAGGUGAGGCUGGCGGCCAUGACUGGGCUGGACCCGAAGCAGAUCAACAACUGGUUCAUCAACCAGCGGAAGCGGCAUUGGAAGCCGUCGGAGGACAUGCGGUUCGCGCUCAUGGAGGGCGGCGUCUCCGGAUCCUCCUCCGGGACGACGCUCUACUUCGACACGGGCACCAUCGGGCCGUGAUCGAUGCGAUAGAUACCUCUGACGAAUUGGGGGCAAAUUGUUGGUUGAUACUGAGAUUAGUUACAUGAAGCAAUAUCCGCUGUCAUUUUGUCGGAUUCAUUGUGUAUAUGCAUGGGCGACAACGUGUAUUGUCGGGUACACAGUAUGUAGUGGCAUGUAAAGACACCGUAACAAUAUAACAUGAAUUGUUC
Molecule: messenger RNA, 1566 nt
Organism: Zea mays
Lineage: Eukaryota; Viridiplantae; Streptophyta; Magnoliopsida; Poales; Poaceae
Product: knotted related homeobox 5
Exons: 5
Coding region: 479-1375 (298 amino acids)
Biological process (GO): regulation of DNA-templated transcription
Cellular component (GO): nucleus
Molecular function (GO): DNA-binding transcription factor activity, RNA polymerase II-specific; DNA binding
Source: RefSeq, marked validated